This is a messenger RNA of Saprolegnia parasitica CBS 223.65, 2051 nucleotides long. RefSeq lists its product as hypothetical. The record is from RefSeq and is a predicted model, not a curated record. Lineage: Eukaryota; Oomycota; Saprolegniomycetes; Saprolegniales; Saprolegniaceae. The transcript has 8 exons. The coding region runs from base 6 to 1991 and encodes 661 amino acids.
AUUGUAUGCGUCGGUAUCCGGCGUAUCCGGAUUCGCCGCCGGGAGAAGAGGUCAUUGUUCCUGCAGCAUCCGCAGCGAUGGACCCGCCGACGCUGGCCUUCGAGAAGGAGGACUGCCGAUGCAACCGACCCCUCUUCGACCUCAAGUACCUCCGGACGCACCGCGCCAACAGCGUCAAGCUCAUUCGGUGUUUUCCGCACUGCUGCCCGUCGCACUCGUACGCCAACUUUUGCGCCACGUCGAUCGACCUCCGCGCGACGAACGCGCCGCCCGACGUCGAGAGCGACGUGGCCGUGCUGCGCUUCCAGACGACGUCCGAGUUUGUGUACAAGGUCGGCGACGAGCUCGAUGCGCAGGACGUGCUCUUGCACCUCCGCCGGUACGACGACAACAAGGCCGAGUGGAUCCCGAGCGAGUACCAGUACUACAACAAGGCGACGCAAACGAUGACGUAUCGCUUCAACCACAAGAACAACCUCGGGUGGCACUACGGCUGGAUGGGCACGUCGACCAAGGCCCACCGCACGUGCACGCACCAAGUCGUGGGCUACCUCUUGCGGAAGACGGGCGCGUCCUUGGUCGUGCUGGCGGUGACCGUCUCGCCGCCGUUCAUUGUCAUGUCGUACCGCCGAGCGUGCUACCAUUGCCAGAAGCACCGCGAGAGUGACGGUGACGGCGCCACGAACGCGACGCCGGCGCUCUGCGAGUGCGAAGGCGAGUUCAACGUCGUGCAGGGUCUCUCGAUUGAGUCGUCGCCCAUGCGCUCGACGCCGGCCCGGUCACCGGCGCCGCCGACCCGAGCUCUCCUGGACCCACACACGAUGGAGCGGCAGCUUGCGAUCCUCUUUGGCCUCUUGCAGCUGCCGCCGGCUCACGCUUUUGCGGCGCAACUGCACGCGGUCGAGGCGCGGUUGGCCAAAAGCCUCAUCUUGCCGCUCGGCGACCGCCUCGGCUUCUCGGCGUCGCGCAAGCGCGCGAUGGCGGUCCCGAUGCUCCCGACGCGGCGACCGGUCCUCUCGUCCGUCGCGCCCGACUUGAUUUCGCUCAAGUCGUGCGCCGUGGACUUGCUGCUCGCGACGCUCGGCGCCUUUGACGUGCUCUCGCAGAACGUCCAGCAGUUUACGCAGAGCACGGGCUUUCUCUUUGUGCGCGCCGACCUCGGCCAGUCGUACGUGGCGUGGCUCAGCAACUACUACCACCUCUUGAACGCCCGCCUCGGCGCCCUCGGCUCGCACCUCGGACACGUCGCGGGUCACAUUGCGCACGCGGUUAGCUCCGUGCCCGAGCUCCACGCGACGCGCCUCUACCUCGACGGGCUCGACGCGCCCGAGACGGCCAACACGGCUGGGUUCGACUACUACGUGGCCCAGCUCCGCGAAGUCUACAUGGCCGACGGAUCGCUGCGCACCCAAAUGGCGUCGCCCGUGACGUACUCGGCGCACUGGAUCCUCGACAAGGUCCUUGGGCACCGGUACAUGGACUCGAACCCGGACCUGGAUCCGUCCGUGGUCUCGCUGCUCCGGGUCGUCAUUAUGGGCUACAGCUUCCACCUCCGCGUCACGGACGUCGCGCUGCAGGUGCGCUCGGACCUCCACGCGUUCGAGACAGUGUGGUCCGAGUUUGUGCUGGAUGCUCAGCCCCGCGUCUUCCGAGUGUUUCCCAACGGCGAAUCGUCGAUGGCGCCCAUCUCGCAGCUGCAGCACGGCGACUACGUGGCCAUGCGUCUCGAUGCAGACACGCUCUCCCUCAAGCUCUACGGGUGGCCCAGCGACGGCAGCCGCGUCUGCUACAUGGUCCUCUUGCAGCUCUCGCUCGCGUCUCGGACGCUCGACGUGUCGGUGCGGCAGUCCUUCGUCGCAGGGCCCGUCGACGUGGCGACCAUGGUCGUCGAAGAGCGCUGCCAACAGUACCUUGUCGAGCACGAGGUCGAGGUGCUGCAGGUAGCAACGCAGUACGGACUGGUCGACGCGCCACCGCCGACGAUGGCGUAGUGUCGUCGAAAGACUUGCUUUUUUGGUUGUUAUAUAGAUAUAGGACUAGGCAUCCUCUGU